GGCAAAUGCUAUUGGCCACCAGGACCUGGCUGCAAAAUGGCAACUGUUCAAAAAGCAAAAGCCCCCAACAAAGACUGGAAAAUGUACAGCAUUGUGGUGAAAACUACCUACAGCACAUAUCAAGAGGCUCGUAGAAAUCUGGAUCAAGCUCAGUACUCUGAUGUUGAAUCUGAGCACCUUCAGAAACGGAAGGUGUCAAAGCCAAGUCGUUACAUCAGCGAUGAUGAAGUGCCUACUUUUCAUUCACGCCUCACUGGUUCAAAUGGACCGUCCACAGAUGAACGAAUGGAGAACACUUGUGCAAAUGCUUGCGACGAAUUUCACGAAGGAGGAAACCAGUUGCAAGAGGUUGGCAACCAACAGAAAGGACAGAUGUCAAAGCCAAGCCACACCUUCAAUGCUCUUUUGAAACCCCCCAGCAGCUUCCCUGGCCCAUCUGGUUCAACACACAGAGACUGCGACACUCCGGCAGAAAACACUGAAGAUCUUUCAAGUGACUCUGACGAAUCGGAAGAUGGUUGUGAGAUGCUGGAUGGCCAGGAGACUGACUGGCAUGCGUGA
This is a messenger RNA of Rhipicephalus sanguineus (brown dog tick), 561 nucleotides long. RefSeq lists its product as uncharacterized. The transcript has 8 exons. The record is from RefSeq and is a predicted model, not a curated record. Lineage: Eukaryota; Metazoa; Arthropoda; Arachnida; Ixodida; Ixodidae. The coding region runs from base 37 to 561 and encodes 174 amino acids.